Messenger RNA from Monodelphis domestica (gray short-tailed opossum), 2913 nucleotides. It is a transcript of the gene BANK1, whose product is annotated as B cell scaffold protein with ankyrin repeats 1. The record is from RefSeq and is a predicted model, not a curated record. Gene Ontology annotation, molecular function: protein tyrosine kinase binding; signaling receptor binding. Lineage: Eukaryota; Metazoa; Chordata; Mammalia; Didelphimorphia; Didelphidae. Gene Ontology annotation, biological process: negative regulation of phosphatidylinositol 3-kinase/protein kinase B signal transduction; B cell activation; negative regulation of B cell activation.
GAAGAAAACAGAAAUGAUGAUUUUGAAGGUGACUAUGUAGUAAAAAUGGAAGAUGUGGAGCCUUCAGUCUCUCCAUUUUCUUCUACAAUGAUAUGGCAUCCAUCUCAUCAUCAUGGAAGAGGACAGACCUACAAGGAGGAGGGAGACAAAGAGAAGGAAGAGGGAGAGGAGCAAGAUGAUGAAGACAGUGGACAAGAAGGAGGCAAUGGGAGUGAGUCAGACGAUGAUUUGUAUGUUGUUAUCCCUCAGAGCAAUGAGGAAGGGAAUUCGAAAGACCCCUUGUGCUCUGACAGACCUCCAUCCCCCCCUCCUCGAGCUGUGGUUUCUCUCACUGGACUGAAAAAGCCGCAUUGCUUGUUACCAGGGAAAAUACCAGAAGGACAAAGUGAAGGAAGACAGAGCUGGUGUGAACUUGGAGCUAAAAAGGAGGCAGAAGGUGAUCCAAGAAGGGAGAAGGAGAAGAAAGAGGAGGAGGAAGAGGAGGAAGAAGACCCUUAUACCUCUGCAGAAAUCGAUGAGAAUGAAUAUGACAUAAUCUUGGCCAAUGGGAGUAUAAAGAAGAAGAUAGGGAACAGGUCUUUUAUUAUCAACAGACCUCCAGCCCCAGCCCCAAGACCAAAAAGUGUUCCCAUUAGAGAAGAGACCACACCUUAUAUAGCUCAAGUGUUUCAACAGAAGACCACCAGACCUCUGCAUGAUGGUGACAAGCUCCAGGCUCCUGCCAAAAAGCCAGAUAGAAUCCGAGUGGACAAUCAACCCUGCUCUGCCCUGAAAUGCUGUAUACCUUCCGGCCAAGAGGAACUCAUCCUUUUGCAAGAAAAAGUAAAAAAUGGAGAAAUCUCUGUGGAUGAAGCCCUGAUGAAAUUCAAACAGUGGCAAAAUGAGAAGAGCGGACUUGAAGUUAUUCAACAGGAAAAGUUACGUCAGCUCCGAGACUGCAUUAUUGGGAAAAGACCAGAAGAAGAAAACUUUUACGAUAAAAUCACCAUUGUUCACCAUCCAGAUUUUAAAGAAACUUCUCAAAAUGAAAAUGUUUUGUUUGGAACACCAGUUACCAGUAAGGUUCCCCCUCGGCCCCAGAUAGAUAAGGAGUACGGUUUCUGUUGGAGAAAAGAUAAUUAAGAAAGUAAAAGUCUCAACAACAUUUUAAAGAUCGCUUUAAAAACCAAGAAGGCACAAGUCUAUGUAACCAUGGCUCUGUCAAAAUGGUCAACCAAGUACAUUUGGCACUUUCAAAUAUUUCAUUGGCUUUUCCUAUAGGAAUGAACAUUUGUAACUUGACUGUUCUCCAUGAUUGAUUCUUUGAAAGAUUUGUCUAUAGAACUGUCACUGAGUAUUAGAUGAAACAUUUCCAUUGCUAAUCCAUUAUUGAAUAGUACAUUAGCCUGUAAUCUUAUUUUCAAAAUAUUCUAAUGGGUCCCAAGGAUCUUUAAAUGGAGCAAGUCUUUGUUUAGAUUAUUGGAUUUUUCAAAGGCAAAUUUAUAUAAUAGGAAAAGAAGUCUCUCCCUCUCGGAUUGCCCAUGAAUUUAACAAUUGUUACUAUCCCCACUAAGGAGUGGAAAAAUGAACAUUUUGGUCAUUAAGAUAAAAUGAUGAUAGUAAUAACAACAGGGAGGAUUUAUAUAAUGUUUUAGGGUUUGAAACAUGCUUUAAAAAUCUUGUUUUAUCUUAUCCUCACAACAACCUUGGGAAGUAAAUGUUAGUAUUAACCCCAUUUUUAUAAUGAGGAAACUGAUACAGAGGCUAAAUGAGGUCCCCACAAUCACACAGCUAACAAAUAUCUGAGACUGGAUUUGAAUUCAAAUCUUGCUGUCUUGAGGUCUAGUACUCUCUCUACUAUGUCACUUACUGAUUCAAAAUAUGACAGUUGCAUAAUCUCGGUCUUGGGAAAUGCCUUGUAUCUUACAUAAUGUAAUUACAUUACAUACACAUGCCAUUAGAGAACCUAUCUCCCAUUUUCACAAAUGGGCAAAGAAAUUUUAACAAUGUCAAGGUUAUGAAUCUAUGUCCCUUAUGCUAAUAAACAAAAUACUUCACUCCUUACAUCCUGGGGAAAAAAAGAAGGAAGCAUGGGGGUUCAAUUGAACAACUUCAAUUUUUAUUAGGAUUUAUUCUGAGUACAAUAAUGUGCUCAUAUCUGAAAGAUUUCCUAACUCAUCAAACCAGUGACCAGUUGGGAUUUCAGAAGUUUUCCAGCCAUCUCCUGAUAGAGAAGUGAUGGACCAGUGUUAUAGAAUAAGACACAUCUCCAAGCCUGGCCAAAAUGUGGAUUUAUUUCUCUUGACUACCCAUUUGGAUAUAAGGCAAGGCUUCAGUUGGGGAUACAGUGAGAAAGUUAGUGGGUAGUAAUAUAAAUCAAGGCCAAAAAAAUCAAUAAACAUUUUUAAAUACCGAGAAGAAAGCCAAAAAGAAGAGCAAAAGAGAAGACCAAUAUCCUGUUAAAUUUAUCAUGUAUUUUAAAAACUAUAUGUAAAAGAAGUUCAGAGUAUCUUAUAAAAUACUGUUAUUUGGAUACUGAAAUAUUUGUAUUUACUGGUGAUUCUUUUAUUCAUUUUUUUAAUCUUGAGUUUAUAGAUACAUUUUCUAAAUUCAUCAGGUUUAAAUGUAAGUCCAUUACAUUCAUGGGCUAUUUGUAGACAAUUGCUAUCAUCUUUUUUACACAUAAACAUAUGGCCAUGAAGACAAAUAAACUUUCUUCUCUCUUUGUUCAAUGUAAAUAACUCCUUUAGUUUAUGACUGGUAUCUUCCAUUGAAUGGACCUGCCAUCUUAUCUCAUAUCUAAAUGGUAACUUAAUAACUCACAACAGAAUCUGUUGCUCUCAUUUUAAACAUGUCUGUUCAUUUGAUAUAAAUAAAUUGAAUAUUUAAAAUCAUUUCUGAUUUGUGAAAAUAAAUAUAUUCUAUUUUGGGAUA